Molecule: messenger RNA, 792 nt
Organism: Vollenhovia emeryi
Lineage: Eukaryota; Metazoa; Arthropoda; Insecta; Hymenoptera; Formicidae
Exons: 3
Coding region: 157-756 (199 amino acids)
Source: RefSeq, a predicted model, not a curated record
UGUAACGUCAAUCGUCGUUACACGCCGUAUGUUCCUCAAAGUAGUUAUACGCCAUCCAUUCCUCAAAGUUAUACACCAUCCGUUUCUCGAGAUAAAACUGUUUCGUGCAAGAAACAACAUGAUGCUUCCGAUAAACCUUGCUACACGCCUCGUAUCAUGAGCAGGAGAUUCGCCCUGACAUCCACUGAAUACAAAUACUUGGAUGUUGGAAUCUGCGUGGUAUCUGGUGCAUCCUAUGUGGACAUCAUUCUCGGCGACAAUCGCGGAAAUCGGAUGGUGUUAGAUUAUUCAAUGUGGACGGAAUUGAACAAGAAACGCGUAGAAAUUGAGCAGCUCUUGAAAACAGCAGAUGCGUCAUCGCCAUCAUCCUCGAUGCAUAUUAACGAUUUAGUCUUAGAACUCGUCACAAUGUACGGCGGAAAAAUUGUAAAGCUAACAUUUAACAAUACUUGCAUGUAUAUGAAAGUAUCAACCGUAUUAUUUUUAUUCCAACUCGAACAUUGUGUCGAGCACGUAUAUCGCAAACUGUGUGACAUGUUAAGCGAAAUAGAUCAAAGCUUCGAUCAACUUGUGAGCUGCUUACGUGGCAAUUUGAUCGGUGUCGAAAAAGAUGAUGCAGUUAGAAUGCUGCACAACUGGUAUGACAAAUCUUCGACCAUAGAUUGUGAACUAAUAGCAUAUGUCGUAGAUGAAAUUAUUGCUGAGGCUUUUAAACGAGAUGAGGACGAUAAAUUUAUAAUUGAAAAUAACUUUUAAACGAGAUGAGAACGAUAAAUUUAUAAUUGAAAAUAA